UGUCAGCGUAUCUUUAACCUUGACAUUGGCUACAGCUAGCGCCAUACUAAUCAAGAAAAUGGCUCUCAUUAAAAUUAAAGCGAAAAGAAAUCGGGAAAGACAGAGGGAGUAUAUGAACGUUAAUUCGUUAGAAAUUUUAUUGGACGCUAAAAUAAAAAAACGGUCUCAGCAGUGGUGUAGGGCGUGCAUGAGCGAGACGUGUCUCCUGGAUCAAGGUCAGAGUCAUCAGAGCGUGGAGGACAACUUCAAGGAGACACUGGAGGCGGUCAAACAGAAGCGAAUGGUGUUAGAGAAUUACAUGGGCCAUGUCGAGAAAUUGAACGCGUAUUGCCAUCUGGGUAUGCUGCGUCAGCCAUACCUAAAACACCAGAACUUCCUCCCUCCAUGGCUUAUUGGGGUUCUCGAGCACGAGAUAAGUCUCCCUCUGGUGCCAACGUUCCCCUGCACAGAGGAAGCCCUUAGAGAAAUACACUUGCACUUGUGUUUGGAACAACGGAAUGAAGAACUUCUACAAGAAUAUAUAUCGGCUGCAAGCUGUGUAAGAAGGAUUAGAAUUGGUGUUGCGCGCACCUCAACAAAACGCAGAACGAAGUUGGAAUCAUGCCUAAAAUUGCCAGUGCUCUUUGUAAAGGAGGAAACCAGUGAUAUGAGUAGUUUGACCGAGAGUAAACAGCUUUUAUCCAAAGCGGAACAUCAAAAUGAGUCGACAUCUAAGGAGAAGAAUAGUGUGUCGAAUUCAAUUUUUUUAGAUAACCCUUUGCAAUGUAUUGAACAACACUUAGAAUGGGCCGAGGUUUUUAAGUGUACUGAUGCCAGAGUCAGCGAGUGCCGAGAUGAACGGGUUUUGAUAUCAGGCACUUUUUUAACUGAGGACGAAGGACCAGGGAUCGUUAAACAUUUGCCUUUCAAAAUUAUUAUGUUUCCAGGGGAAAGAACUGGACCAUUAUCAAUGAGAAUGAAAGGUACAUUCUUCAGGAGCUCAGUAAAAUCAAGCUACGACUUACGUUGGAGAUACGACGUGGAUAUUCCUACAGCUAAUAACAACUAAAAACAUACUGUUAGUUAAACUAAGGCGGAUAGUUUAUUACUGGAUAUUUACUAAGAAUAAUAAUAUCAAAUGCAGCUUAGAGUUUGACAUGAUAAAUACUUCAUUUAUUAAAUUUUUGGUGUACGUAUUAAUACUACGAGUGCUAGGUCAUUUUUAGUUUUUAUGAUAAUUUUUUUCGUUGAACUUCCGAAUGCUCUCUCAAUUAAAAAAAAGCUUAAUAAAAUACAUAUACAUAAUACAAGUAGUAAUUGUAGGUUUUUUCUUUUAGUAAAUCAAGUUUUAGUCCUAAAAAAUAAGUUUUUACCGCUAGUGUUUAAAAAAUAGUGGAAUGAUAAAGGCUGCUUUAGCUUUCACCGUUAACGAUUGAUCUGGUUAGAUCCAUUCUCACAUUCGUAUUUUUGCUCCGGAUAAAAGUAAAUGAAAUUUUGCUACCCAAGUUUUUAAAAUCUACACUUCCCAUACACUAGAGAGAGACUAUAUCAGUAGAUAUCUAAUUCUGGAUCUAUAAUCUAGUCACUAGAGACUAGAUGUCUAGCUUACUGA
This is a messenger RNA of Physella acuta, 1591 nucleotides long. Its product is annotated as actin-binding Rho-activating protein. Lineage: Eukaryota; Metazoa; Mollusca; Gastropoda; Physidae. The record is from RefSeq and is a predicted model, not a curated record. Gene Ontology annotation, molecular function: actin binding. Gene Ontology annotation, biological process: positive regulation of Rho protein signal transduction; positive regulation of transcription by RNA polymerase II. Gene Ontology annotation, cellular component: sarcomere.